AUGGGGAAAGUUUCCUGCUGUGGCAUGAAAUAAAGGUAACAUAGAAAAUGACAGCAAGACUUCAAAGAACAACGCUUGCUUUGCUUUUCCUUGGCCUCUUUGGGGUCCCGGAGGCAACAAUAUCUUGCAGAAGUGAAGAAGGCGAAGCUGUGGAUUGGUUUACCUUUUAUAAGUUACCUAAAAGACAAGACAAGGAAAGUAGAAAGACUGGGUUAGAGUAUCUAUACCUAGACUCUACAACCAGAAGCUGGAGGAGGAGUAAGCAAUUAAUAAAUACCACCAAGAGUGUUUUGGGAAGGACCUUAGAACAGCUGUAUGAAGCAUAUGCCUCCAAGAAUAACAACACUGCCUACCUAAUAUACAAUGAUGGAGUCCCUAAAUCUGUGAAUUACAACAGAAAGUAUGGACACACCAAAGGAAUAUUGCUGUGGAACAAAGUCCAGGGGUUCUGGCUGAUACAUUCUAUUCCCCAGUUUCCUCCAAUUCCUGAAGAAGGCUAUGAUUAUCCACCCACAGGGAGACGAAAUGGACAAACUGGCAUCUGCGUAACUUUCAAGUACAACCAGUACGAAGCAAUAGAUUCUCAACUCUUGGUCUGCAACCCAAAGAUUUAUAGCUGUUCCAUCCCGUCUACCUUUCACCAGGAGCUUGUUCACAUGCGCAAGCUCUGUGCCAGCUCCAACUCAUCAGAGAUCCCUAGCCGGCACCUCAUCACACUUCAGUCAGCCCAGGGACAAAACUUCUUCCAUUUUGCAAAAUCUGAUUCUUUUCUUGAUGACAUUUUUGCAGCCUGGAUGGCUCAACGAUUGAAGACGCACUUGCUAGCAGAAACCUGGCAGCGAAAGAGACAAGAGCUUCCUUCAAACUGCUCCCUUCCUUACCAUGUCUACAAUGUCAAAGCAAUUAAAAUAUCUGAACAUUCUUAUUUCAGUUCUUAUCAGGAUCAUGCCAAAUGGUGUAUUUCACAAAAGGGCACGAAAAAUCGCUGGACAUGUAUUGGAGACCUAAAUCGGAGCCCAUACCAAGCUUUCAGAAGUGGAGGAUUCAUUUGUACCCAGAAUCAGCAUAUUUACCAAGCGUUUCAAAGAUUAGUUUUGUAUUAUGAGAACUGUAACUAAACUUGGUGAAAAGACACAUGUACUAUCAUUUUGAACAUUGACGAUGGGUCUUCUUCC
Molecule: messenger RNA, 1175 nt
Organism: Pteropus alecto (black flying fox)
Lineage: Eukaryota; Metazoa; Chordata; Mammalia; Chiroptera; Pteropodidae
Gene: DNASE2B
Product: deoxyribonuclease 2 beta
Exons: 6
Coding region: 48-1118 (356 amino acids)
Biological process (GO): apoptotic DNA fragmentation
Molecular function (GO): deoxyribonuclease II activity
Source: RefSeq, a predicted model, not a curated record